CCAGACGAAAGCGAGAAGGCCGAUUAAAUGAAACUGAAGAACAAAGAACAGGACGGUUGUAUUUCGACGCAGAAAGGCAUGCUAGAACACGGCAAAAUGAACUGCCCGCUCAAAGGACAGCAUGGCCGGGCUUUAAUCCUGAAAGGACGGCAAGCGAACCGCAAAACGAGUUUCCCCCUCAAACACCAGUUGGGCUAGACUUGGAUGCAGGAAGGCAUGCAAGACACAGCAAAAUAAAUUGUCCGCUCAAAGAACAGCACGGUUGGACUUGAAUGCUGAAAGGCCUGCAAUGGGAAGCCUUCCAUCGCCUUCCGGCAGUAUGGGCCCCUCGGUGCAGGCCUUCAGACCACUGUUCAACGACUAUGGACCCCCAUCUAUGGGCUACCUACAGGGUGUGAGCAGCAGUCAGGUGCCACAGAGCAAGUACGCAGAGCUACUCGCGAUCAUCGAAGAGCUGGGGAAGGAUAUCAGGCCAACGUACGCUGGGAGUAAAAGUGCCAUGGAACGUCUGAAGAGAGGAAUUAUUCACGCCCGGGGUCUGGUACGAGAAUGCUUGGCUGAAACUGAACGCAAUGCAAGAUCGUAAUGCUCUCAUGGUUUUGAGGUUACGACGGACUUGUGGGGUGGGGGAACGGCAAACUGUCAAUCUUUUUCAAAUGUUAUUUCUGGAAAAAGAAAUUUCUCUUCUUUUGCAAUGUGUUUCUGACCACACUGUUUUCUGUACGUUAGGCGUCAUCAUUUCUGCAUUUGGACAAAAAUGAGAGGUAUCUGUAAUGUGUGUUUUACCCUGAGAGACCCUGAGGAAGAAUUCAGCGGUCUACUUAACUCCUCAUUCUCGCCUCGUUUCCUCGUGACAAAAGACUCAUAUUCCCAAAGGCCACGUUGUUUUGCCUCUCAAAUAACAACUUGCAUUUAUAUAGCGCCCUUCAUGCCGGACGGCAUCUCGGAGCGCUUAAAAGCAUUUGGCUUUGCAUGACAGAAAAAAAUAUGCCUUUCAGUUGAGUUUUAAUAUCACUGGGGGCUAGGCCCCGAGGUGUUGGUAGCAGCAAUCGUAUCACUGUUUGAAGGGAAUAAAAAGUAUUUUUGCACAGAGGGGAAACAGGAACUGUCCUGCCCCUUGGAAAUCUCAACAUGGUUUAUUACUUGUGCAAUUAUAAUUUACAGUUCAGCUACUGUACACAAGGUAAAUGUGCAUCUUUGUAUUGUAUUUAUUUCUCAAUGUAAUAAAGCUUAUUUUCAUUAA
Callorhinchus milii (elephant shark) is the source of this 1243-nucleotide messenger RNA. Its product is annotated as cyclin-dependent kinase 2-associated protein 1. The transcript is spliced from 4 exons. Gene Ontology annotation, cellular component: nucleus; cytoplasm. Lineage: Eukaryota; Metazoa; Chordata; Chondrichthyes; Chimaeriformes; Callorhinchidae. Bases 290 to 586 code for a protein of 98 amino acids. The record is from RefSeq and is a predicted model, not a curated record.